This is a messenger RNA of Notolabrus celidotus (New Zealand spotty), 3695 nucleotides long. It is a transcript of the gene galnt18a, whose product is annotated as UDP-N-acetyl-alpha-D-galactosamine:polypeptide N-acetylgalactosaminyltransferase 18a. Lineage: Eukaryota; Metazoa; Chordata; Actinopteri; Labriformes; Labridae. Gene Ontology annotation, cellular component: Golgi apparatus. The record is from RefSeq and is a predicted model, not a curated record. Bases 267 to 2114 code for a protein of 615 amino acids. The transcript is spliced from 11 exons.
GCUUGAGUCGCCGGCUGCUCAGCGGGGUUCCUCUCUCCUUGUUGUUAUUAUCAGAAAUAUUCUCAUUAACGGCAGGAAAGCUUUCCAAGCCCGGAUCCCAGGAUUCAGCAAUGCCUCAGCCGGGAUUAGAGAGCGCAGAGGCUGACUGAACGCACAGCAUCGCUUCGUUGUAGUUUCGUUCGGACACAUUUCUCGAGUGCGUCUCCUCCUCCUCAUCCACCUGCCUGCACGCGUCGGGAACCAGAAGCCCAUGGAGGGAUGUCGUGAUGCUGUGCACAAGGAGAACUAAAACUUUGGUGUCGACAUGUGUGAUCCUGAGCGGCAUGACCAACAUCGUGUGUCUCCUUUAUGUCGGCUGGAUCACCAACUAUGUGGCCAACGGGGGUCCCAAAGUUGGGGAGAGCGGCGGGGAGGCGGAGAGAAAGUUGGAGGAGGACAGUAAAGGGGAAACACUGAGGAUUAUCGAGAGGCUGGACCGGCUGGAGAGCGUCGUCAAUGAGCACAUCAAAGACGCCCCUCAGAAAGACGGUGAAGAUGCUUCCUCAUCUGACUCUGCCUCAGACUCCGCCUCCUCACUGUUCGAUCACUGGGGUCACGACCUCGGCCCAGAAAGUAGAAGGGUUGCCCUUAAGAAGUUCCGCUACUAUGGCUACAACGGCUACCUGAGCGACCGCAUCUCCCUGACUCGGCCUAUCCAAGAUUUACGACCGGACGGGUGCAGAAACAUCUCAUACUCAUCAGAUCUUCCUCAGCUCAGCAUCAUCUUCAUCUUCGUCAACGAGGCCUUGUCGGUGUUGCUCCGCUCGGUCCACACAGCCAUCCAGAGGACUCCGUCCCACCUGCUGAAAGAGAUCAUACUGGUAGAUGAUCACAGCAACAGCCUGGAGCUGAAAGAGCAUCUGCAGAGCUCUGUGGAUGAGACCAACGCUCAGCAUGGCUCUGGGUUCAUCAAGGUGGUCCACCAUGACAAACAGGAAGGACUGAUCAGGUCCAGAGUCAGUGGAUGGAGGGCUGCCUCAGCUCCUGUCGUCGCCUUGUUUGACGCACACGUGGAGUUCAACACUGGAUGGGCAGAACCUAUCCUGCAGCGGAUAAAGGAGGACCGGACCCGGGUGGUGUCUCCGUCUUUUGACAACAUCAAAUACGACACCUUUGAGAUCGAGGAGUACCCGCUGUCUGCUCAGGGCUUCGACUGGGAGCUGUGGUGCAGAUACCUCAACCCACCAAAGUCCUGGUGGACACAACGCAACCACACAGCGCCUAUCAGGAGCCCUGCUCUGAUUGGCUGCUUUGUGGUCGACAGGAAGUACUUUGAGGAGAUUGGCCUGCUAGAUGAAGGCAUGGAGGUUUAUGGUGGAGAAAAUGUGGAGCUUGGGAUCAGGGUGUGGCAGUGUGGCGGCAGCGUGGAGGUCUUGCCCUGCUCAAGGAUUGCACACAUUGAGCGUGCUCACAAACCCUACACGGAGAACCUGACCGCCCACGUACGUCGUAACGCUCUGAGGGUGGCCGAGGUCUGGAUGGAUCAGUACAAGAGUCACGUCUACAUGGCCUGGAAUGUUCCACUACAGAACUCAGGAAUCGAUAUCGGGGACAUUUCCAAGAGAAAGGCUCUGAGGUCCCGACUCCAGUGCAGACCAUUCAGCUGGUUCCUCACCAACAUCUACCCGGAGCUGCGAUCAUACAGCGACACAGUUGCUUAUGGAGUGCUGAAGAACAGUCUAAGAGACAACCUGUGUUUGGACCAGGGACCGGACACCGACAAUGUCCCCAUCAUGUACCUCUGUCACGGUAUGACACCGCAGAAUGUCUACUACACCAGCUCGCAGCAGCUUCACCUGGGAGUGCUGAGUCCCACCAUCGACGACGACGACAACAAGUGUCUGGUGGAUGUGAACAGCAGACCCAGACUGCUGGAGUGCAGCUACGCAGCAACCAAACACAUGAAGCUCACCUGGACCUUCAGUCAGGGUGGCUCCAUCCAGAACAUUGACUCUCAGCGUUGUUUAGAGCUGGUGGAGAGCAAACAGUCAGAGUUCACCUUCCAGCUUGCCAUUCAGGAUUGCACCAAUCAGAAGUGGACCAUCACCAACAUACUGACAGUCCUACCGCAGUGAACACACUGACACCAGUCUGCCACUGGAGCACCGUUGUUGUGAUGGAUGGCGAAGGAUUUCUGCUGCUUUAAAUCUAAAACCCAUACUGACCCGCGGCUGCCCGUCACAGAGUCCUGGUGCACUUAACAAGAAUUAGAUUCCAGACAGAAAGCAGCUAACGUGCUGACCUAGGCAGCGAAUUAAGAGUCCAAAAAAUGAGCUGUGAUGCCAGACCUCUUUCUAACGAGAAUCUGCACAGGAAAAGAUGUUCUUCAAUCAGACACGGACCAUCAGUAACCUAAUAACCGUUUUAUACCAAUGACCUGAGAGAGGAGACAUUCACAGAUGGAGCCGAGGCUCUUAAAGCUUCCCUCUCUGAAAUCCUGAUGAGAAAUAUAGUCACUUGUUCUUGGGGACAGGCUCAUGAAAUCAUGUAAGCACUCCGGUUAUUGCAGGAGCAGGGCUGAGAUGAAUUCUGGGUCCCUGUCCUCGGUUUAAGAUAGGGCAUGUACUUUCUCAGUCACAGCACACAAUCAGCAUAACAGAUUGCGUGAGCAGGGUUGCAAUAGUUUAGUGUGCAGAGAGGAUUGCAGGCUGCGUGAAUAGUGUUUUUACAAUGAAGCGGCUGAUUUGUUACAGGAAUGAUGUGCAGUAGACAGGUUCUGAGUUAUUAGACUUACAGACCAGCUGAACUCAGAGACUAGAACAGAUGCUGCAGAUUUCCCCAGUAUCAAGAAAGUGAGGAUAAAAUGGAGAAUAACCACAGAGUGAUUUAAAGUGGCAUUGUAAGGAAACUCUUUUCAUCAAAAGUUUCACGGCGUGCUUGGGAAUUCAUUUGAUCGCAAGCGGAGCCGUCAAUCAUCCGCAGACGCCAUCUUUAUGGGUUCAGCCACAGAGCAGGAGAUUCAUCCGGAAAAGAAGAUUUUAAACUCCGAGCUCCUUUAAUACCAGCGCCUAACACGACUCUGGCUCAUGCAGCACUGAUAAGUCCUAAGCAGACCUGUGUGAAAGGAGGAAAGUGAAGUGGAAACUGUGAGGUUUAAAGAAGAUGAAGCACACCUAGGAACCCAGACAAGGUCUGAUUUCAAUGUAAGCACAUCAGUCCAAUAACAACAGCUCUCAAUCAGGUGAUCCCUGAGCGUCAGACAGGAUAUGAUAAAAGGAAAAGAUCAGCCCUAGAGUGUAUAACCCACUCUGAUUUUAUUUACCUAUUUCAACAAUUUAAAACAUUUCUUUUAUGAUAUACCCGUGAGGAGCAUUCAGAGAGCCACCAGAGGUCUAAUAAAGCUGACACAAGCAGAUGUCAAUUAAACUCAGUCUCUAAACUCCCACGCUCUGCACACAAACGUCUAUUCAGGCAAAAUGUUUGAAAAUGAAUGUGUGGGUGUGAAUGAAAACUGAAGUCCAGGUAUUUGCCAUCUUAUUUCCAGGGUCUUCUUUAAAAGCACCUUUUGAAUAUCAAUAUGAAAGGCUGACCCUGAUUACUUCAGCCAGGAAAUGCAGCAGUCUUGUGUUUUCAUCACACCGCUCUCUUUGGCCCUCGAUCCACGCUGGAUGAAAUGAAAUCAAAGUUUUUUGGAGGUUUAACAUGAAAAGAAAAAU